Molecule: messenger RNA, 193 nt
Organism: Ilex paraguariensis (yerba mate)
Lineage: Eukaryota; Viridiplantae; Streptophyta; Magnoliopsida; Aquifoliales; Aquifoliaceae
Source: the annotation of a GenBank genome assembly
UUUCCCCAAGACGAACGUGUUAUGGUUGCAAUAUUUGGUUGACAUUUUGCUCUUGAAGAAAUCAUAUGAUCGAACUUCCAAAGAUGAGAGAGAAUUGCGUUCUCUUAAAAAGCAACUAAACAAUUAUGGUUCAGCUAAAGAAGCAGUGUCGGAUCCUUUCUUCAUCGAUUUGUUUGUUGAUCAUGUCAAUUGA